AUGGAAGUCGCACAGAAGGGUGAGUUAAGCGGGACUGGUGGCUCGUCCUUUUAUCGUAAGGGCCUCUCUGAGGAGGAAAUCAUCGGAAAUAUCUGGACCAUCAACUUUGCGGGCCAUGAUACCACUGCCAAUACGCUGGCAUUCGUUCUUCUCCUCUUGGCAACGUAUCAGGAUGUCCACAUAGCUAGAAACCGUUCGCCUUUCGCACCCAUCACAUCGCUCUCCAAGACUACCAUGGAAGAACCGCAAACUCUCAAGAAGCCAUCUCUCUGGGUAUCCAAGACCGGCACAAGUGCUAUGGAUAAGAGAAUUGCGAGGCCUCAGAAGAGCGUCUUUAUGCCCUGGUCUGCCGUCCCCCAGAACUGCCCUGGCCUCAAAAUCUCCCAGGUGAAAUUCGUAGCAGCUAUCGCAUCGAUACUAUGUGACCAUCGACUCAGCAUCAUCGAAGAACCUGGGGGAAACUUUCAAACAAGCCCAGGACCGCGUGUUGAGGACUGA
Aspergillus alliaceus is the source of this 498-nucleotide messenger RNA. RefSeq lists its product as uncharacterized. Gene Ontology annotation, molecular function: iron ion binding; heme binding; oxidoreductase activity, acting on paired donors, with incorporation or reduction of molecular oxygen. The transcript is spliced from 3 exons. The record is from RefSeq and is a predicted model, not a curated record. Lineage: Eukaryota; Fungi; Ascomycota; Eurotiomycetes; Eurotiales; Aspergillaceae. Bases 1 to 498 code for a protein of 165 amino acids.